Passer domesticus (house sparrow) is the source of this 4719-nucleotide messenger RNA. It is a transcript of the gene CDCA7L, whose product is annotated as cell division cycle associated 7 like. Gene Ontology annotation, cellular component: nucleus. The record is from RefSeq and is a predicted model, not a curated record. The coding region runs from base 2385 to 3803 and encodes 472 amino acids. NCBI's taxonomy places the organism in Eukaryota, Metazoa, Chordata, Aves, Passeriformes, Passeridae. The transcript has 11 exons. Gene Ontology annotation, biological process: regulation of DNA-templated transcription.
GUGCACUACGCCCUGUGGCUUCUACUCAUAACUCUGCACAUGCAUGUGGUCGGGUUUGGGAGAAAUCCGCCAGAUUCCUUCCGUUUCUACCGCACUGAAAUUGCAGGACGCUUUGAGUUUUAAAUGCUCUCACAGCUAGUUUACAGCGAGGGACUAAAUUAACAAAACAACAGGUGCUAGUCAGGAAAAGUCACCUAGAUGUACUUAGUCAAUCUGUGGCAUACAGAACAAACUAUCCUCUAGGAAUGCGCAGUUACUAACAAUGAAGUCAAAACCAGUCCCUGUCCUACCACAGAGGUUUGGCCAUGGCUCAAAAGAAUGUACUGCACAGCCAUCAACCUCCACAGCCCCCCUAAAGAGGAGCAGAUAUUGCUGUGGUAGUGAUGCUGUGCUUCAGGACUGUCCUUUUUGCACACCCAGUGAACCACGAACCUGGCAUGCCAAAAUGAGCCCAGGACCGGGCCAGCCGGAGAUGCUCAUCACCAAAAUCUCCUCCAGGUUCAGAUAAUUUCCUGACAAGGGCUGCUAAACCAAUAUUUUUUUCUUAUUAAAGACUGACAAGUUUCUGGAGCUCCUCUAUAGCCACACUAGUUUCUGGGAAGAAGAGAUAAGCCCUUUCCUAUUUGCCAAACAAUGAUGGCAAACAAAGCAGCAUUCUACAGGAAGCAAAAGGCUUUUAAAAAAAAUGUAGUUUGUUGGCUUGGCUGAAGGUUGCCUGCUAGACUGAACAAGCAAAUACAUUUUAUUCAUAUUUCUCCAUAAGGCCUGUUUCAGUACAAAGUACAGGCAUUAAGGUGCAGGUACAGGAUUGGUUUCAGGGUGACUGGUCUGUUUUAUUCACAGUAAAACAUUUGUGUGGUUAAUAGUGCUGGAGAUACAGCAUGCUAAUGAGCCCCUGAAGGUGUUCUUCCUACCUAGCCUCCAGUCAGGGAAGCAGUUUACAAAAUGUUUAACUCUUGAGAUGCAAAACAACUGGUGGCUGUGACUGCAAUGGCACCAUCCCUUCUUCUGGGUCUCAAAACCAUAUAAAACAUCAUGAUUCCUGGAAAUAAGCUGUACUCUUCAACAAACUAGUAAAACUCAGUGAGAAAUGUGCAGGAGGAGGAAGAUAGUGGCUAGAAUAUAGGAAUUUGAGACAGUGAGUCAGAUAGAGGAUCUCUGUCAAAAUACUUGUGAAAUUUCACUUUUGGCAACACAUAUAUGUUUAGCGCAAUUCAGAUCUUAGCUCCUCCUAGUCUGUUCAACAUCCUGCUACAAAUAAUCUUUUGCUUCCCUUCAUUUGUCAGGUGCACACACACAGCCCGGUUCCUCUGCCCUGGCAGAGCUGGAACCCAUGCUACUUUGGACUGUGCCAAACAUCUUGGGCAGCCUUGACAUUCUUUGCCAUUUGAGACCCCCUUGUGCCCUUACUGCUCAACAAAUUUUGCUGUAACAAAAUUAGCAGGUUUAGUAGUAGUAGAACCAUAGCUCUGCAAGGGCCAGAGAGAAAAUGUAUGCAGAGGGAAAAUAUACUGCUCAAGAACCUGAAUUAUCUUGAAGAAAUCUUCCUUUCUGACAGGCUUUCCUGUGAGCACUGACAACCUCAAAUCACAGUUUUGCUGAUGCCAAGGCAUGUUGAGGAGAUACAGGACUUCUGCUAUGGGAUGUCUUUGCUGGGAUGUGAGAACAUUUCUCAUAAAGUCCUACCUUCCCAGUCCAGCAGUUACAUUUCAGAUGAUGGAAGGAGAAUUGCUGCCAAGAACCCAUGAGACAAGGGAAAGGGACGCUGGGCUGAUGAGGUGAUCAGUGAAGAGAGGAAGGUAAAAACAGCCAGCCACCACUUCCUUCACAUUCUGCCAAGGGAGAGAGUUAGUGUCCUGCCAGCUGUGCAAAGAAAGCAAGCCAAUCUGGAACCAGACCAAAACUGCAUAAGGAAAGAGGGGUAAGGCAGAGAGCUAGUGCUCGUGCAAACCUGUCCCUAUGCUUGCAUUCUCUGUGUGGCUACAGGGAAGUAGUCUUUCUUUGUGUUCCUGCCUGUUUCCAAGGGAGGUAGCAUUUGAGAGUAAAUAUUUAAUGGCAGCCAAGAGUUUGAGUUCCACAAAGGCAGUUAAGUGUUUAUUCCUCAGCCUGGCUCCUUGCUUUCUUGGAGCAGAGUAGGUACAGAGCCUGUCCUGGAGGUGAGCCAAGCCAGGCAUAACCACCCUUUUUGUGGCAUGCUUCCCUAUGGAAAAAUUUCAGGCUCUCAUUGCUGUUUGCUGUGGGCAUGUGAAUAAAGGGGCUCGUCUGCUGUCCUGAGGGGUUCAGUGGAUUUGGUGACUGAUUUCCCACUUUGUAACAGGAGCUUCCAGAAAGAAAUCCAAGCCCAGCGAUCCAUCUCUCCACCUUCUGUCCUAUAACCUGAAUAUAUGGCUUUUAACAGUGUUGCCGGUUGCCCUGAGGCCUUAUUUUGUGAAGCUCUGUUUAAACAUGUAGGAGGUUUUGUCACCAUCAGGCAAAGCUCUAAACAGGUACCCAAGGAUGUGGCCAACAUUUUUAAUACCCCCAGUGACAGUGAAGAUUUUCCAGGAUUCCAAGAUGAUGCUUCCAAACAGAGCUUCUUGUCAGAGGACAAGUGUGCUAGUUUGGAUUCUGCAGAGACUGGAAAAGAGGGGCUCCGGUUUCAGUCCAGAUACCUCACCAAAGAGCUGCUGGGGAUUUUCACGGAGGACACUGACUCUGAAACUGAAGUGUUUGAGGGCUUCACUUCAAACGAGGUGCAUGUGAACAAGAAAGAAGUUCUGAUGGUGGAGUCAGACUUGAGUGACGAAGAACAUGAUAAUUUGUUGGGUAAUGAGAAAGAAGAGGAGGAAGAGAUGAAGAAGGUUUCCCCCAAGAGAAGAAGCUUUGGCCUUCGUGUUGCUUUACAGUUUCCCACCAGGAAGUCAUCUGAGAAAAAAGAACAGGCUUUGUCUGAUUUACCUGUAAAGGACUGUGAAUCCCUCACACCUCUCAAGCAGUCGGACAAAGUAGAGGGCUCUGCUUCAGAGUCUGAAGAAGACAUUAAAGAAACAGAGGAGGAAAGUUCCAAUGCAUUGCUUAAGAGAGCCAUAAAUAUUAAAGAAAAUAAAGCCAUGCUUGCCCAGCUGCUGGCAGAACUGAAUUCCGUACCGGACCUGUUCCCAGUGAAAAUGCCAUCCUCAACUCCUUCAAGGCAGAAGAAAACCCCGAGGAGGACAUUCUCUGAAGGCCAGAUAACACGCCGAAUGAACCCAACCAGAACUGCUCGUCCACCAGCAAAUUUUGCCUUGGAAAAAUUUACUGUGUCAGCUGUCAAACUUGCAGAACACAUCUGUAGCUACAGACAACAAAACCUCCUGAAGAGACUCAGUGUGCAGAGGGAUUGUGGAGCACGCAAAAGAAGGAGAUCAUUGAAGUACUCGUCUCAUCGCCCGGUAGAAGACAUAACUGAGGAGGACUUGAACAACAUUGCAAUCACUGUUAGAGACAAAAUCUAUGACAAAGUUCUCGGUAGUACUUGCCACCAAUGUCGACAGAAGACAACUGAUACAAAGACAAUCUGUCGCAAGCAGGGCUGUGGAGGAGUCAGGGGGCAGUUCUGUGGCCCCUGUCUUCGAAAUCGAUACGGUGAAGAUGUGAAGUCAGCUCUGCUUGAUCCAGCCUGGAUCUGUCCUCCGUGUCGCGGGGUGUGCAACUGCAGCUACUGCCGCCGGCGGGACGGGCGCUGUGCCACCGGCAUGCUCAUCCACCUGGCCAAGUUCUACGGCUACAGCAACGCCAAGGAGUACCUGGAAAGUUUACAAAAACAACUGCCGGAUGACAAUUGAGAGCACUGGACUCAAGCCAUGCCUGAAACUGGUUAAUAUGUUAACAGUUUGACUUCAGAAGUUUAUUACUAUGUUUUACAUAAAAUAGAAUUGUAGUAUAUAGCGUAUUCAUUUCUGUAUUGGAAACUUUCUGAUUGAUAUGGUCUUAUGCAAAAGAUCUCUCAGGAAAAUGUUUUGGUAGAGAAAUCUACAUGCACAGACCUAUAUGUUAAGUGAAAUGGCACUCUUGAACCUUGAGUGGUUAAUUUUUAAUAGAGCUACACAACCACAUGAUGGACAGCUUGAUCAAAAUGAGCAAUAUUUUUAUUUAUAUAAUUGUGCAAGUUUUCAGAAAGGGUGUUUAACAGCUACCUUCAAAGCAACCCAUCUUCAAAGAAACAAAACACCCUUGUCUACCAGCUUGACCAUAAAGAUCAUUUUUCCAGCUCUGCCUUCUGAACCUGUUUCACCACCUGUAGUUUAUAGAGCUUGUCCUUGCAAAGAAGGAAAAGGUACUUUCAUCUGAAUGCCAUUAUAUUCCAGCCAAAGGUGAUGCAAUCGACCAGUGCAAGGAUGGGUUUUGAAAAUUUUAUUCCAAAGUGCAAUUAUUCACCAAAACAUGAAAGUAGAAGAGUGUUUAAAAAGAAUUUAAAAAUAUCCCAGUAAAAAAAAACAACAAAACUUCUCACCAGCAGUUUUUGUGUAAUGCACCUGCUGUCUGAAGCAUCUACCCACCUGUCAUAACUGUUCUAUAUCAGAGUUCAGGAUUAAGUUUUUUUACAGUUCAUACUUAGAUAUUUUUGCAUUUGUACAACCAGGCUUUCAAACAACUGUGUUUAAAUGCAAGAUAUUUGUAUUGCAUGUUAAAGUAUGUUAAAAUCCUGUAAUAUACACAUUUCUUUUUAUGUAGAGAGAAUAAAGACUGUUCUAAAGAAGA